CCAGUACUUUCCAAACGGCGGCAUCAGUGGCACAAUUUUGAACGAUCAACAUUUGAACUACUACUACUACUAUUACUACACCAACAACAACAACAACUCCCAGCUUCACCUACUGUUGUAACCCCCUUCCUACUCCCUUCUCAUACAUCUUGAGCUCCUUGUGUUCCGAUUCUCUCUUACGCAUACUUUCCACAAUGGCUGAUACGCAAACCCCGGAAGUCCUCUGGGCCCAGCGCUCGUCGAGCACUGAACCCGAAAAAAAUAUCCUUUUCGUCCACCUCGGUGUGCCCGAUGUCUCCCCCACCUCCGCAAAACUCUCCCUCACUCCAACCUCCAUUUCCUUCUCGGGCCACUCAGACACCAAGAAGGUUGACUACAAGGUCGACCUAGAGUUGUACGAUGAGAUCGACGUCGAUAACUCCAAAUCGAGUCACACCCCGCGCGGCGUCGACCUCGUGCUAAGAAAGAAGGAAGCCAAGGAGGAAUACUGGCCCCGCUUCUUGAAGGAAUCGAAGAAGGUCCAUUUCCUCAAGACAGACUUCGAUAAGUGGGUCGAUGAGGACGAACAAAACGCCGCAGAUGCUGAUGACUUCGGCAACUUGGACGACAUGGGUGGCAUGGGUGGCGGAAUGGGUGGCAUUGACUUCUCGAAACUAGGCGCAGGUUUGGGCGGGAUGCCUGAUAUGGGUGACAUGGGUGCAAUGGGUGAAGGUGGUGAGGAUGAUGGAUCGGACGACGAAAUGCCGCCAUUGGAAGAGGAGGGAACGGACGCCAGCCCCACGGAUUCAAAGCCUAAGAUCGAGGAGGUGGCCUAAACAUGUUUCCUAAUCUCUCUCUCUUUUUUUUUUAAUGGCUUGUGUGUGGUUUACGGUUUUUUGUCCUUUCCAGUCAGCUCUGUAUCGCCAGUUUUUCUAAUAUUACGUUGACUGCCCGGUGACCUUCCAACUUCCUAUUCUUUUUCUUGUGUGCAUGUUUCACCGGCGAAUGUCGACAUGUCAUCAUGUCCUUGCAACGGUCAACAAUCAACGGCCAACUCAAUUUCUUAGUUCUUUUCGAGGCUUUAGGAGUUUUUUACGGUGCAUGGCCCGGGCCAGGGGGUGGGCCGAAGCCCUUUCACUUCUUCACACUGUUUUGUUUGGCAACCUUUUACCUCAAUCCAAAUCUGUCAUGCCACCCCCACCCCCCGAGUUUGGCUUGAAGGGACCUUAGCGCCACAAGCAAAUAGUUUACUUUACGAAGACAAAAAAUAUAAAAUAUAAAAAAUAAAAAGGAAAAAGGGAAAAAGGGGAAAAAGGAAAAAAAUAAAAAAAUAAAACAAAACGCAUUUUUUGUAAAUUAGUUAGGAGAUACCAGAGGCUCCAUUCAGAUAGUUGAUGUAUGAAAUCGACCCGAAUUUUCGAACUAUUGUUGUUUUCAUGAUCAUCUAUCUUUUUCCUGGGCAAUGGGUAUAUGCUUGUAAUAGGGCGCCCCGAAAACUGCUGACAUAAAUAUUAAAUUAACAGUAACUAAUUGAAGAGGAAGAAGAAGAAGAAGAAUAGCAGUAAAGAAAUUGAUAGUGAGAAAGUAGAUGUGUGUCACUGAUUGUUGACUACUGCACUCACAUGUCCCACAUUCUAUAUAUGAAAACCUCACUAUGGAGUAGAUAGAUUAUAAUGACAACAAUGUUGAU
Messenger RNA from Blastomyces gilchristii SLH14081, 1669 nucleotides. RefSeq lists its product as uncharacterized. Gene Ontology annotation, molecular function: protein-folding chaperone binding; Hsp90 protein binding. Lineage: Eukaryota; Fungi; Ascomycota; Eurotiomycetes; Onygenales; Ajellomycetaceae. The record is from RefSeq and is a predicted model, not a curated record. The transcript is spliced from 4 exons. Gene Ontology annotation, biological process: chaperone-mediated protein complex assembly; protein folding. The coding region runs from base 195 to 815 and encodes 206 amino acids. Gene Ontology annotation, cellular component: nucleus; cytosol.